This is a messenger RNA of Eleginops maclovinus (Patagonian blennie), 2148 nucleotides long. It is a transcript of the gene mmaa, whose product is annotated as metabolism of cobalamin associated A. Lineage: Eukaryota; Metazoa; Chordata; Actinopteri; Perciformes; Eleginopidae. The transcript has 7 exons. The record is from RefSeq and is a predicted model, not a curated record. Bases 50 to 1291 code for a protein of 413 amino acids. Gene Ontology annotation, cellular component: cytoplasm. Gene Ontology annotation, molecular function: GTP binding; GTPase activity.
ACGUCACCGGAAACCGGAAGUGGGUGAAUGAAACAACCGUAACACCUCCAUGCCGCUGAUGCCCAACAUAUACCAUAAAAUGGGACGGUUUGGCUUCUCCCUCCUCCGCCACAUUUCUUCCCUUACCUCAGCCAGUCGGAAAUGUUGCCUCCAUCAAAGGGUCUUUACUGGUUCUUACACGAGCACCAUCGUGGGUCACAGCUGCCAGCAGCACUGGAGGGGUUUGAGUAGCACAGCCCUCAGGCAGCACUUACAGGACCUGAGUGGACCUGAGCAGAGACUGUUGGAUAAACUGUAUGAAGGUCUGAUCGGAGGACAGCGGGCAUCUCUGGCUGAGUCCAUCACUCUGGUGGAGACCCAGCAUCCCAGGAAGAAAGAGCUGGCCCAGGUGCUGCUGCAGAGGGUGCUCGCCUACAGGAGGGAGCAGGAGAGUCGUGAUGGGGGGAAGCCGGUGGCCUUCAGAGUAGGUCUGUCGGGCCCUCCAGGAGCAGGGAAGUCUUCCUUCAUCGAGGUGGUGGGGAAGAUGUUGACAGCACGCGGACACAAAGUCUCAGUGUUGGCUGUUGACCCAUCCUCCUGCACUACAGGAGGGUCUCUGAUGGGUGAUAAGACUCGUAUGACUGAACUCUCCAGGGACAUGGACGCUUUUAUCAGGCCGUCUCCAGCCUCGGGAACUCUUGGUGGAGUCACCAGAACAACUAACGAGGCCAUUGUUCUCUGUGAGGGAGCGGGAUAUGACAUCGUCCUCGUGGAGACAGUAGGUGUGGGCCAGUCUGAGUUUGCAGUGGCUGACAUGGUGGACAUGUUUGUGCUGCUAAUUCCUCCAGCAGGGGGCGACGAACUCCAGGGUAUCAAGAGGGGCAUCAUCGAGAGGGCCGACCUGGUGGUGGUGACCAAGUCGGACGGAGACCUUGUGGUGCCGGCGAGGAGGAUCCAGGCCGAAUACACCAGCGCUCUCAAGCUGCUGAGGAGGCAGUCCAAGUCCUGGAACCCUAAGGUGGUGCGUGCCUCCUCAUACACCAAUGAAGGCAUCCCAGAGGUCUGGGCCAAGCUGGAGUCGUACCGGGACGCCAUGUUAGCCAGCGGUGAACUGCAGGGCCGGCGGAGGGCCCAGCAGAAGAUUUGGAUGUGGAGUCUGAUCCAGGACAACGCCCUCUCACACUUCCAGAAUCACCCCAGUGUCAGAGGGGCUCUCCCCCUCUUGGAGGCGAGGGUUACCAGAGGAGAAAUCUCCCCUGGCCUGGCUGCAGACCUGCUCCUCAAAGCCUUCUCAUCUUCAUCGGCAAAGUAAUCAGUGGGGCUGCACAUUAUGAGGAGGAUGGAUCAGGACGCCUCGAUGCACAGCUAAACCAGGAAAAAGUGAGAAUAUGUGGCCUUGGAUCUGAGAUUUUCACAAAAGAAGCAGUCUUGCUCUUUUUACACUUCAUUUGAAAUUUAAAACACCUCAGAUAGAAGUCACCUCUCCUCUGAAACUUCAGUCUUAUGAAUGCCUUAAUCCAUAUGAGGAGUGUGAGGAGAGUGCUGACAGUCACUUCUCUCAGACCGCUUCAACACACAGUCACAUUUGAACACUUUACACAGAUUUUAUUUUCUGGGAGAUAUGACCUAUAUGAACGGCAUGGUUUUCUAAGGUAUAUACUGGGAUUUCCUUUAUGGACAAAGACACUACAGACCCUCAUGAACAGUUUAAAUGAAAGCAAUGCAAAACAUACAAUUGUAAAGGCCAUGUUGAUACAGUUUGUCGUGCAAAUAAUCCCCUUUUACUAUCAGGGUCCUUUAAAGGUGAAGCAGUGUGUUGCCCAUGCCAGAAUUAUUGACAUGACAAGUACUGUGAUCUAUUUUUACUGACACUCUGGCCCACCAUCCUCAUCCUGUGAUCCACAACAGACACUUUUCAUAACCCAAAAAGCAAAAUGUUCAGGAUAGAGGAAUAGGAUUUAUUAUGGUCAGUUUUUGUUAUGGUUCUCUGGUUGCACUGCUGUGGACGUUGCUCUAAUAUCAAACAUGUCCUGCAGGUGGACUUGCACAACGUUUUUAUUUACUGUUUGUGUUUCUGCGUUGAAUAUAAUAUUACAAGAAUGAUGUGAAUCUUAAAUUGAUAAGUGUAUAUCAUUAAAUCUGUCAGUACGGCUGGCCAAGCUUUCUCUC